Molecule: messenger RNA, 1362 nt
Organism: Ceutorhynchus assimilis (cabbage seed weevil)
Lineage: Eukaryota; Metazoa; Arthropoda; Insecta; Coleoptera; Curculionidae
Source: the annotation of a GenBank genome assembly
CUGGCAACACUGUGUGUAGAGUAGACUCCACUAUCAAGACAAUAUUUUCAUGAUAAUAAUAAUUAAAUUUAAUAUUUAGUGAUAAAUUAACAACAUAACAUAAUAUAUCACACCACUUUUAAUCCAACCUUUCAAUCAGCAACAGCAAAAUGUCCACUGUAGGUCAAGUUAUCAAAUGUAAAGCGGCAGUAGCGUGGGGCCCUAAAGAAGACCUCAAAUUCGAGACGGUAGAAGUAGCUCCGCCAAAAGCCCACGAGGUCAGAAUUAAGAUUUUGUACACCGCAGUUUGUCAUACGGAUGCUUAUACUUUGAGCGGAUCCGAUCCAGAGGGGAUUUUUCCAGUGAUUUUGGGGCACGAAGGUUCUGGGAUUGUCGAGAGCGUUGGAGAGGGUGUCACCAGCGUUCAACCAGGUGACCAUGUCAUUCCUCUGUACGUGCCCCAAUGCAAGGAGUGCAAAUUUUGCAAGUCGCCCAAAACCAAUCUAUGCCAGAAGAUUAGGGUGACUCAGGGACAAGGAGUGAUGCCCGAUGGAACUUCUAGGUUCACUUGCAAUGGUAAAACCGUUUACCAUUUCAUGGGUACUUCAACUUUCAGCGAGUAUACCGUUGUCGCUGAUAUUUCUUUGGCUAAGGUGAAUCCUAAAGCUCCCCUAGACAAAGUAUGCCUUUUGGGUUGCGGAGUACCAACAGGUUACGGUGCAGCACUGAACACAGCCAAAGUAGAAAAAGGCAGCACUUGUGCUGUUUGGGGAUUGGGUGCUGUCGGAUUUGCUGUUGGCUUAGGCUGCCAACUAGCCGGAGCCUCUAGAAUUAUCGGCAUCGAUAUUAAUCCUAGUAAAUUUGAAGUUGCAAAAAAAUUCGGUUUUACCGAAUUUGUCAAUCCCAAAGAUUACGAGAAGCCUCUGCAAGAGGUACUUGUCGAAUUAACUGACGGAGGAUUGGACUAUACUUUUGAAUGUGUAGGAAAUGUGCACACAAUGAGACAAGCUUUGGAAGCUUGUCACAAAGGUUGGGGUGUGUCAACUAUUGUGGGCGUGGCAGGAGCUGGACAAGAGAUUAGUACGAGACCGUUCCAGUUGGUUACCGGAAGAGUUUGGAAAGGAACAGCUUUUGGAGGAUGGAAAAGUAUUGAUAGUGUACCAAAGUUGGUGGAUGAUUAUUUGGCAAAUAAAGUGAAACUUGACGAAUUCAUUUCUCACACGAUGUCUUGGGAUAAGAUUAAUGAGGCUUUCCAUCUUAUGCACGUAGGAGAGAGCCUACGCACAGUACUAAUCCUCAACAAAAAUUUAAUAAAUAAUAAAUUAUAACAAAUAGUUUGAUUGUUGAAGUUUUAAUGGUUUUAAUAAAAAUAAAUAUCGUUUG